Molecule: messenger RNA, 563 nt
Organism: Marmota monax (woodchuck)
Lineage: Eukaryota; Metazoa; Chordata; Mammalia; Rodentia; Sciuridae
Product: ATP synthase F(0) complex subunit C3, mitochondrial-like
Exons: 1
Coding region: 20-430 (136 amino acids)
Biological process (GO): proton motive force-driven ATP synthesis; proton transmembrane transport
Molecular function (GO): proton transmembrane transporter activity
Source: RefSeq, a predicted model, not a curated record
CCGCCCCAAGGAGUCUAAGAUGUUCGCCUGCACCCCCGCUCUGAUCCCAGCUGGAUCCAGAGUUGCUUACAGACCAAUUUCUGUAUCAGAGUUAUCUCGACCAGAGACUAGACCUGGAAAGGGCUCUACAGUUUUUAAUGGGGCCCAGAAUGGUGAACAUCAGCUAAUCCGAAGGGAGUUUCAGACCAGUGUAAUCAGCAGAGACAUUGAUACUGCUGCCAAAUUUAUUGGUGCAGGUGCUGCAACAGUAGGAAUAGCUGGUUCUGGUGCUGGUAUUGGAACAGUCUUUGGCAUCCUUAUCGCUGGUUAUGCCAGAAAUCCUUCUCUGAAUCAGCAGCUGUUCUCCUAUGCUAUCCUGGGAUUUGUCUUGUCUGAAGCUAUGGGUCUCUUUUGUUUGAUGGUCGCUUUCUUGAUCUUGUUUGCCAUGUAACAGAAAUUACUGCUUGAAAUGUUGGCAUUCAUAGUAAUUAUGGAUAUAAUUCUGUGUAACUUACUGUGACUCCGAAAAUUGUAGUGUUGGUGUCAUGGAAAUCUACGUUAUUUCCAAAGUCAUUUCAUUAAAG